Molecule: messenger RNA, 1390 nt
Organism: Megalops cyprinoides (Indo-Pacific tarpon)
Lineage: Eukaryota; Metazoa; Chordata; Actinopteri; Elopiformes; Megalopidae
Product: double C2-like domain-containing protein beta
Exons: 9
Coding region: 72-1265 (397 amino acids)
Cellular component (GO): membrane
Source: RefSeq, a predicted model, not a curated record
UUUUUGUUUUGUUUUCUGUUGUUUUCCCUCAGUGGGUCUGUGCUGUGUCUUGCAAGAGAAGGGCCGCAUGCAUGACACUCCGCAAAGGCGAGAAGACGACCAUCAGCAUCCAGGAGCACAUGGCCAUUGAUGUGUGUCCUGGCCCCAUCCAGCCCAUAAAGCAGAUCUCUGACUACUUCCCCCGCUACCCGCGGGGUCUUCCCCCCACAGCGCCCCCUGCCCUCAGCCGCGCCGGCUCCCUGCGCUCCUCCACCAGCCAGCAGUCGGAGGGCCUCUCUUCUGACCAUGCCCGCGAGGACGAGGACAUGGACCGGGCCUUCGGCGCCGCCGCCGCCGCACCGCCGCCCAGCAAGAAGGAGGAGGAGCCGGACGUGGAGGGAUACGACUCAGACGAUUCCACAACACUGGGUACCCUGGACUUCAGCCUCCUAUACGACCAGGAGAACAAUGCCCUCCACUGCACCAUCAACAAAGCCAAGGGACUCAAACCAAUGGAUCACAAUGGACUUUCAGAUCCCUACGUUAAACUCCACCUGCUGCCUGGAGCCAGUAAGGCCAAUAAGCUGCGCACCAAGACCUUGCGCAAUACCCUCAACCCUGUCUGGAGCGAGACCCUGACUUACUACGGCAUCACUGAUGAGGAUAUGGUCCGCAAAACACUCAGGAUUUCAGUGUGCGAUGAGGACAAGUUCCGCCACAACGAGUUUAUCGGAGAGACCAGGAUCCCCCUGAAGAAGCUCAAGCCCAACCAGACCAAGAACUUCUACAACUGUCUGGAGAAACAGCUACCGAUCGACAAGACUGAUGACAAGUCCCUGGAGGAGCGCGGCCGCAUCAUGAUCUCGCUCAAGUACAGCUCCCAGAAAUCCGGCCUGAUCGUGGGCAUCAUCCGCUGUGCCCACCUGGCCGCCAUGGACGCCAAUGGCUUCUCCGACCCUUACGUCAAAACAUACCUGAAGCCUGAUGAAAACAAAAAGUCGAAGCACAAGACUGCUGUCAAGAAAAAGACCCUCAACCCAGAAUUUAACGAGGAGUUCUUCUACGAAAUCAAAUAUGCCGAGCUCAGCAAGAAGACCCUGGAGGUAACGGUGUGGGAUUAUGACAUCGGAAAGUCCAACGAUUUCAUAGGUGGAGUUUCCCUCGGGAUUAAUGCCAAUGGGGAGAGGCUGAAACACUGGUUCGACUGUCUCAAAAAUAAGGACAAGAAAAUCGAGCGCUGGCACACGCUGACCAAUGAACUGCCUGGAUCUGUGUUCAGCGACUGAAGACCCAGCCCCAACCCUAUCCCCACCUUUGUGGCUAAAAGCCCCUCCUACCUGACCUGGGUGUGGCCCAGCCUUGAUUGACAGAUACUCUCCUGCAAUUUCUCAGUUUGGAGGCGGGCACCAGA